AUGGCGUCGCGACUUGCACGAAGCACUCUAGGUGCCACUCGUCUCCGCCCAAGUGCUCCAAUCCGUAAUCUACCGGUCCUCACAACACACCUUACUUCCACUCGACAAGCAUCCAACGUACCAGCAGAAGACCCAAAGAAGAAGGCACAGUCGAUUAUCGACGCUCUGCCGGGAAGUUCACUCAUAUCCAAGACAGCUCUUCUGUCCGCAGGAACAGGCGUUUCGAUCUGGGCCAUCAGCAAUGAACUUUACGUCCUCAACGAAGAAUCGGUUGUUGCAUUCUGUAUGCUGAGUGUGUUCUACGGAAUUUUCAAAUAUGCCGGCCCGAUGUACAAAGAUUGGGCGGAUGGUCAAAUCCAAAGGAUCAAGGACAUCAUGAACACAGCCAGAGCAGGGCAUGCGGAUGCCGUCAAAGCACGCAUUGAGGAUGUGAAGCCGCUGAGCAAUGUAGUCGACAUUACGAAACAGCUCUUUGAGGAAACCGCCAAACUUGAGGCCCAAGCCUUUGAGCUCGAGCAAAAGACUGCACUUGCGUCCGAGGCAAAGACCGUGCUUGAUUCAUGGGUCAGGUACGAAGGCCAGGUAAAGGCCAGACAACAAAAGGAGUUGGCAGACACAAUCAUUGCCAAGAUCAACAAAGAGCUUGAGAAUCCGAAGGUCCUCCAGCAGAUCUUGCAGCAGAGUGUCGCUGAUGUUGAGAGGGUGGUGUCUUCAAAGGCUCAAUGA
This is a messenger RNA of Endocarpon pusillum Z07020, 726 nucleotides long. Its product is annotated as ATP synthase subunit 4. The record is from RefSeq and is a predicted model, not a curated record. Gene Ontology annotation, molecular function: proton transmembrane transporter activity. Gene Ontology annotation, biological process: proton motive force-driven ATP synthesis. Bases 1 to 726 code for a protein of 241 amino acids. The transcript has 4 exons. NCBI's taxonomy places the organism in Eukaryota, Fungi, Ascomycota, Eurotiomycetes, Verrucariales, Verrucariaceae.